AUGUUAUUCGCUAUCUUCUUCGCCUUUUGGCGAUUCAUGCAGAUCAUUACACUGAUCCCGACGAUGGGCAUGUUGGCAUAUUUCGUCAACGGCUACGUGCAGCUAAAUCAGCUCACGCCCAACUAUAUCCUAGUACUCUUUAUCGUGUCGGUACUAGCCUUGGCAUGGUCUAUCUACACGCUGUUUAGCUACCACCGCUCGUCCGCCAAUGCGACCUUCGUCGCCGUCUUCGACCUUCUGUUUGUGGGGGCUUUUAUCGGAGCGGUGUGGACGUUACGCAUGAUUGCCACUGCCGACUGCACCCAUAUUACGCGCGGUGACCCCUACGACGUCAGCUUCGGUCCUUUCGGUAGCGCUUCCGUUACCAACUGGGACACUAACGUUGACAAGACGUGCGCUAUGCUCAAGGCCUCCUUCGCGUUCGGCAUUAUGAAUUGCGUCUUCUUCUUCAUUACUAGCAUUCUCGCGUGUCUGCACGGCGAUCGCACAGGCACCUCUGACCGCACAUCGUACUACCGCGAGACGCACAGUCACCGCCACGGCCACCGCAGCAGUCGCAGCCCUCAUAGCAGACAUAGCACACACUCACACCGCCGCACCUAUGUAUAG
Messenger RNA from Daldinia childiae, 609 nucleotides. RefSeq lists its product as uncharacterized. The transcript is spliced from 2 exons. The coding region runs from base 1 to 609 and encodes 202 amino acids. Lineage: Eukaryota; Fungi; Ascomycota; Sordariomycetes; Xylariales; Hypoxylaceae. The record is from RefSeq and is a predicted model, not a curated record.